Messenger RNA from Trichoderma citrinoviride, 879 nucleotides. RefSeq lists its product as hypothetical. Lineage: Eukaryota; Fungi; Ascomycota; Sordariomycetes; Hypocreales; Hypocreaceae. The coding region runs from base 1 to 879 and encodes 292 amino acids. The record is from RefSeq and is a predicted model, not a curated record. Gene Ontology annotation, molecular function: oxidoreductase activity. The transcript has 5 exons.
AUGCCUACUCGCGGGCGCAUUAGAUCGAAAGGCCUGCUCAACGUUGCAUGGGAGGCUUCUAGCGUGCGCAACCCCAGCUCCUUCGACACACGAAUCCUUUGCCUUGCACGUGGUAUCUGUGAUGUCGGCGGACUGCAACUGGGCGGCGAUCCCGAAGAUGCCGAACAUGUCAGCGAAGAGCGCACACUAUCCAUCGUCCUGAUGGAGCUCUGUGGCGUGACGGUAUUCUUCGCCCAAGCCGCCAUCACCACAAAGAAGCUAUACGACCACCUCCUAUCCGACGACAUCGGUUCAUCCUCCGUCCUCUACUUAUACAUAGCCCUAGCCAUCUUCGUCGGCAUCCUCGCCGCUGACAUCGUCUCCGGAAUCGUCCACUGGGCCGCCGACAACUGGGGGAGCAGCUCUUGGCCCGGCAUCGGUCCCGCCUUCAUCUGGCCCUUUCGGCAUCACCACAUUGACCCACGGUCCAUCACCCGGCACGGCUUCCUGGAGCUGAACGGUAACAACCUCAUUGUCAGCAUUCCACUGCUGCGGAUAGCUUCGUCUGCUCUUGGGUCGCAGGACAGACUUUCAGCUUUGACAGCCGCGAGUUUCUGGCUGUCGUUUGCACUGUUUUGCGGAUAUACCAACCAGUUCCAUUGCUGGGCUCAUAUGGAGCAGCCGCCGGCGUUGGUGAGAGGCUUGCAGAAUGUUGGACUGCUCAUGUCGCGGCAGCAUCAUCAUCUACACCAUAUACGCCCUCACGAUUGUUAUUAUUGUAUCACAACUGGAUGGAUGAACCGCCCAUUGACUGCCCUCGGCUUCUUCCCUGCGCUCGAAAAGGCCAUCACUACAGUCACAGGCGCGAUACCUCUUCACCAACAGCUGAAGAAGAGUUGA